Drosophila eugracilis is the source of this 481-nucleotide messenger RNA. RefSeq lists its product as uncharacterized. Gene Ontology annotation, cellular component: DRM complex. The transcript is spliced from 2 exons. Bases 47 to 454 code for a protein of 135 amino acids. Gene Ontology annotation, biological process: regulation of DNA-templated transcription. The record is from RefSeq and is a predicted model, not a curated record. Lineage: Eukaryota; Metazoa; Arthropoda; Insecta; Diptera; Drosophilidae.
GUAGGAGAAGCUCAUUGAAAACUUAAAAAUUCAGAAAAAAAAAAAUAUGAGAAAAGCUACGAAACCCGUGAAGAGGGAGAGUCCCAGCGAUGAGGAGAUCAUGUUGGAGGAGGACUCUAACGAAAUGGAGGACAGACCGGAGCACAGCGGCAGCUCCAAUGGCGACAGCGACGAGGAAGGUCAGCAGGAUCAAAAGGAAGUGGACUCCAUCAUAGCCGAGAUGGACGAGGAAAUGGACAAGGAGCAUGAGGCAGCCGGUGGAGAGGCUAAAGAAAGCGAGGAGCUCCGUCGCCAAAUGGAUGAACUGAGUCUUCUUGCGCCAGCGGACAUGGCAGCUCUUAUCCGUCGGUUGGAGAAGGAGCUCUACGAACUGAGUCAAUGGGAAGCCAAGGAACUCAUCCGCAGCAAACACCUGCGCAUCUUCGGCAACUCCCGUCGCCGCUCCUAUAAAUAAAGAAGUGGCAAAUCUGCUUACACAUUA